AUGGACAAGCCGCUGAUCAGCCGUCGCCUGGUGGACAGUGAUGGCAGCCUAGCCGAGGCUGCCAGUGGGGCCCCCAAAGUGGGCAUCCUGGGCACUGGGGACUUUGCCCGGUCCCUGGCCACACGCCUGGUGCGCUCUGGUUUCAGCGUGGUGGUGGGAAGCCGCAACCCCAAACGCACGGCUGGGCUGUUCCCCUCGGCAGCACAAGUGGUGUUCCAGGCGGAGGCGGUCGAGUCCUCUGAGGUCAUCUUCGUGGCCGUGUUCCGGGAGCACUACUCCUCGCUGUGUGGGCUCAGCGGCCAGCUGGCCGGCAAGAUCCUGGUGGAUGUGAGCAACCCCACAGAGCAGGAGCACCUGCAGCUCCGCGAGUCCAACGCCGAGUACCUGGCCGCCCUCUUCCCCACCUGCACGGUGGUCAAGGCCUUCAACGUCAUCUCUGCCUGGACCCUGCAGGCUGGCCCACGGGAUGGGAACAGGCAGGUGCCCAUCUGCGGCGACCAGCCAGAAGCCAAGCGCGUCGUCUCGGAGCUGGCGCACGCCAUGGGCUUCACGCCCGUGGACGUGGGGUCCCUGGCCGCGGCCCGGGAGGUGGAGGCCCGGCCGCUGCACCUCUUCCCCAGCUGGAAGGUGCCCGUCCUCCUGGCACUGGGGCUCUUCGUCUUCUUCUACGCCUACAACCUCACCCGGGACGUGCUGCAGCCCUAUGUGCGGGAGGGCAAGAGCAAGUUCUACAAGCUGCCCCUGUCCGUGGUCAACACGUCGCUGCCCUGCGUGGCCUACGUGCUGCUGUCGCUGGUCUACCUGCCCGGCGUCCUGGCGGCCGCCCUGCAGCUGUGGCGCGGCACCAAGUACCGCCGCUUCCCCGACUGGCUGGACCACUGGCUGCAGCACCGCAAGCAGAUCGGGCUGCUCAGCUUCUUCUGCGCCGCCCUGCACGCCCUCUACAGCGUGUGUCUGCCCGUGCGCGUCUCCUACCGCUACGACCUCGUCAACCUCGCCCUCAAGCAGGUCCUGACCAACAAGAGUCACCUCUGGGUUGAAGAGAAUGUCUGGCGGAUGGAGAUCUACCUCUCCCUGGGAGUGCUGGCCCUCGGCACGUUGUCCCUGCUGGCUGUCACCUCCCUGCCAUCCAUUGCAAACUCGCUCAACUGGAGGGAGUUCAGCUUCGUUCAGUCCUCUCUGGGUUUCGUGGCCCUGGUGCUGAGCACCCUGCACACGCUCACCUACGGCUGGACCCGCGCCUUCGAGGAAAGCCACUACAAGUUCUACCUGCCUCCCACCUUCACGCUCACCCUGCUGGUGCCCUGCCUCGUCAUCCUGGCCAAGGCCCUGUUCCUCCUGCCCUGCGUAAGCCGCAGACUCGCCAGGAUCCGGAGGGGCUGGGAGAAGGACAGCGCCGUCAAGUUCACGCUGCCCGUGGACCACGCCCUGGGCCAGAAGACCAGCCACUUGUGA
Pipistrellus nathusii (Nathusius's pipistrelle) is the source of this 1455-nucleotide messenger RNA. NCBI's taxonomy places the organism in Eukaryota, Metazoa, Chordata, Mammalia, Chiroptera, Vespertilionidae. The record is from the annotation of a GenBank genome assembly.